Messenger RNA from Verticillium dahliae VdLs.17, 3483 nucleotides. Its product is annotated as RfeC. Gene Ontology annotation, biological process: regulation of transcription by RNA polymerase II; DNA-templated transcription. NCBI's taxonomy places the organism in Eukaryota, Fungi, Ascomycota, Sordariomycetes, Glomerellales, Plectosphaerellaceae. Gene Ontology annotation, cellular component: chromatin. Bases 1 to 2760 code for a protein of 919 amino acids. The record is from RefSeq and is a predicted model, not a curated record. The transcript is spliced from 5 exons. Gene Ontology annotation, molecular function: DNA-binding transcription factor activity, RNA polymerase II-specific; zinc ion binding; RNA polymerase II cis-regulatory region sequence-specific DNA binding.
AUGGACGCGUCGCAGUACUCGACCAAUGGUAUAAACUCGUCCGCUACAGGAACUGGAGGAUCGUACCCAUCUCCCCCACCUGCCGUCACGCCUCAUCAACUCUCCCAGCACAACUCGCAGCAGAACUCUCCCAUGCCCCAUCACACUCUGCCGCCCCUUCAACCUCACCCCUCCGCCGCCAUGAACCAGAUGUACGGCAGCAACCCGCACACCCCGCGUACGCCUGCCACGCCGAACACGCCCACCUCCAACGCCGGCGGUAACACCAACGGCAACAGCAUGGCCAGUUAUCCCAACCAGGCCGCUCACGCCGGCCGCGGUGCUCCUUACCAGAUGCAGGCCAAUUAUCCUCCUCCGCCUCAAGGCUACGCGACGAGCUCCGGCAUGAUGCCGCAGAGCACCAUGGCGCACUCGCACCCUCAGCCCAUCGCACCCGCCCCCAUUGGCGGCCGAGUGCCCCCCAACCUGCGUCCCAUGCCUCCUGGAGGUGUCAUGCCGCAGCCCGGUGUGCAGUCUCCCUACGGCCCUGGCGGUAUGAUGCAGCAGUCUCUGCCUGAUGGCGACCAGCCCACGCACGUUGUCGGCUCGCAAGGUCGUCGCGGCAUUCUGCCUAGCGCGCCCGGCCGUCCUACUGCGCCCCAAGCUGGCUCUGGUACUGCCAAGAGCACCGUCAUCCCCCAGAAGGAUGCCGAUGGUAAAUUCCCGUGCCCUCACUGCACCAAGACGUACCUUCACGCGAAGCACCUGAAGCGUCACCUCCUGCGUCACACGGGCGACCGCCCUUACAUGUGUGUCCUGUGCCGCGAUACGUUCUCCCGAAGCGACAUUCUCAAGCGUCACUUCCAGAAGUGCUCUAUCCGCCGCGGAAACCCCAGCGGUGCCACCCACUUGUCUCACCCCCAGGCUCACGUCAAGAAGAAUGCCGCCGCCCAGCAAAAGGCGGCCGCUCUUGGCCAGGAUAACGGAGACCUGAACCACCUCAAUGGCAUGAACAACAUGUCGGCUGAUGGCAUCGUGCAGCCUUUCGGCAUGAUGCCCCAGGUGCCCGAGGGCAUGGCCAACCUCGCCAACGACCAGAACCAGCUGUCCCGCGCCAGCAGUCUUAACAGGAUGGAGAAUGGCAACGGCCAGGACAGGCGCGGCAUCCCUGGCAUGCCCGGCAACCCCCGCGGAGGCAACUUCGAGCAGGGUUACGGCGGCGAUGUCCAGAACCCGAUGCAGCCCGGUCUCAACCAGCAGCUGCCCAACUACAACAUGCCUCCUGGCCAGAACGGCAUGCCCAUGUAUGGUGGCAACAACCAGAACCAGCAGCCAGGCCUUGACUGGACUCAGAUGUUCCCUCCUGAGCCUAAUCCCGACGUUUCGAGAACAGAAGCCUUUCCUGGCGAUUUCCUGGAAAAGUACACGCACUUCCACGUGCACUUUCCCAUCCUCCACAUUGCCACCUUCAAUGUGGCUCACUCGUACACCGGCUUACUCGCAGGAAUGCAAAUGAUGGAUUUCCUGCGGUCUGCUCUCAUUCGCGACAUUCAGUUCAUGUCGGAAGCGUUCGGAAUCCCCCACGCCGGCGUAGAACGCACAGUCUUUGACCAGAGAGCGACCGAGGAACUUCAGGCCGCCAUGCUGAUGCAGAUUGUCUUUCUGUGGCAUGGUACACCGACGCAGCGUCAGACCGGCUUCCAGUCUUUUCCUGUUGUCCUGGAUCGCGCUCGCAAGCUUGGUUUGCUCCAGGUAUCCACGGGAGCGCCCCUCGUCAGUUCACUUCACCAGUCCAACUUUUCUCCGCACAACUUUGAUGUCUCCACUUUCAACUGGGACAUGUGGGUUGCGCAAGAGAAGCGGAUUCGCUUGAUGCACAUUAUCUUUCUUUGUCAUGCGGCAUUGGAACUCUAUUUCAACCUGGACUCGCACCUGGACAGCUUCGACAUGCAGAUUCCUUUGCCAUCAGAUGAUGCCGCCUGGGACUCCCGAACCAGUCGAGAAUGCGAGGUUGCUCUUGGCCUUCACGGCCCACUCCUCGCACGAGAAAGCAACAUGGAUGGAACGCAGCGCAGUACCCAGCCAAUCAUGGCCCAAGUCUUGCGAACUCUGUUCCAUAGCUCCUACCAGGUUCAACCGGGCAGCACCAAUCUCUACGGCAAAUUCAUCCUGAUCCACGGCAUCUUGUCGUCAAUGCGAAAGGUUCAGCUGACCGGCAAUGCGUCUUUCCUCGUCAAUUGCGGAACGCCUCCCUUGUCCGACUGGAUGGUGGCGGAUCGCUUUGAUCCAACCACCGUUUCGGGGCGCAGUACGCCUGUUGAGGGUGGUUGUCAGAUGGCACCGGAAGUGCUUGCGCUGUUUGGCGUGGCUCUGGACAAGUUCAAGGCAAAUUGGGACGCUGACAUGGUCACUCAAUUCCCGCCCAACCUUGGCCCGGGCAGCGCGAGACGAUAUGGGUUCUCGCGAGAUGGCGUCCAUUUCUAUUGGAUGGCCAAGUUUCUGCUCAAGCACACACAGCCCGCGCACCUUCAGCAGGCGCCAGAUUCCCGGUUUACGAACGUUAUCAAGCUUUUAAAGUCUGUCAGGGCUUGGGUCAUGUCAGAUGGAGCCUCGCGGGGCGAAGAAUUGGGGUCGGUCGGCGAUAUUGACAAGGACUUCGGGGCCAUGGAUUUGACAUUCGACAUGGCUGGGCUUUUCAAGCCUGUGCCAGAGGUCGUGGCCACUCCAGGGAUACCUUCUGUUCAAACAAACAUCGGCGGCAUCGGCGGAGGCAUGAUUUGACAAUGGGCAGCUUUGUCCAUUUCACUGCAUUGUUCGGCGGCGUUUUGUUUUCUCUUUCUCUUUUCCUAUUCCUCUUUUUUUUUUCCUUUUCCCCUCUUCCCAUCUCAUGCUCUUGUUCUGUGCCGUUCACGCGCCGCCACAGGCUGUCACGGCCCGAACUGACACGACUCGCGGGCCGUCGUACACAGUACUCAGUGAACUGCGUUGUUUUGCAUCAGAAGCCCGGGAACGCGGUGGUUUGGUCCUGCUAUGCAUUUUUCUCCGAGGGGCGGUACCACGCAAUGAUAGAAGGGGAGUGGAGUUGGCACCGCAUUAGACUUCUUGCAGAUAGAAACUGGGGAGGCUCUUUGGGCGGCCGCAACGGUAGCUCGGGAGAUUGUCACGAUACUCGGGGGCCUUCCCUGAUUACGAAACUUGGGCGCGGGUAUGCGCAGAGCAACGGAACUCGGCUGGUGCGGUCUGGUGUCAGAUGGUCAUUGUCAUACGUCUGAAGCAGACACGGUGAGGGAGGCAUUGUUGUUUUUCUGAUUCUUGUUAUUCGGUUCACUUGUUACGCGCGCAUGAGAAAAAUACGUCAGAAAAGGGGAAGGGGCAGAAUUUGACCAGUUGCAGGCCGCAUUCAGAAUGCAGGACAGCAGGCAUCCAGGCGGCAUAGAUUAUGUUGUAGAUGUUAGAACCACGACGAGGAGCAUCCAACUCGCGUUAACUAUGAUCAUCCCCAAC